CCCUUAGCCCAUUAGCCCAUUAUUUGGCACUUCCCCCACCUUAUCCAUCUCCCUUUCAAAGACAGCAUAUGCCCUUCCAUGGAUGAUGGAUCCCAGUCAUUUCUCCUCCACCCAGAAACUCAUCAACACAAGCACAACCUACCAUUACCAUAGCUACCUAGUAUAGCUCAUUAAAAGGAGCCUUUAGAUACUAACGCCACUGAUGGCUUCUGCAACUACAAGACCAACUUUCUCCUUCCACAUUUCCCAAGUCCCUCCUCCAAAACCCACUGCCCAUUUCUGCAAACUAUCGUUCAUCUCUCUCCAUAAACCUCUAAAGACCCAUUUUAUUAUUCGCUCAGUUGAUGUCUCUAAAGAAGACAAACCACCUGCUACAAACCAACCAAGUAAUCCACCAAUACCAUCAGCAGCAGAAUUACCUUCUGCUGCAGAAUCACCCCCUCAAGAUUUGGAACCGAAAUUUGACCAGCGGAGGUUAGAAGAGAAGUUUGCAGUGUUGAAUACUGGGAUCUAUGAGUGCAGGUCUUGUGGUUACAAAUAUGAUGAGGCUGUUGGCGACCCCUCAUACCCAAUUCCACCAGGAUUGCCGUUUGACAAGUUGCCUGAGGACUGGAGGUGUUGUACUUGUGGGGCUGCAAAGAGUUUCUUCGAAAGUAAGAGUGUGGAGAUCGCUGGUUUUGCACAAAACCAGCAAUAUGGGCUUGGAGGCAACUCGCUUACUUCUGGGCAAAAGGCUAUUUUGAUAUAUGGUAGCUUAUUGUUGUUUUUUGUUUUGUUCUUGUCAGGGUACUUUCUGCAAUAAUGUAUGGCAAUGGAGAAGAUAUUUUGGUUUUA
Molecule: messenger RNA, 834 nt
Organism: Hevea brasiliensis (rubber tree)
Lineage: Eukaryota; Viridiplantae; Streptophyta; Magnoliopsida; Malpighiales; Euphorbiaceae
Exons: 1
Coding region: 203-802 (199 amino acids)
Biological process (GO): alkane catabolic process
Cellular component (GO): chloroplast
Molecular function (GO): iron ion binding; electron transfer activity
Source: RefSeq, a predicted model, not a curated record